Eremothecium cymbalariae DBVPG#7215 is the source of this 849-nucleotide messenger RNA. RefSeq names its product Ecm11p (gene ECM11). Lineage: Eukaryota; Fungi; Ascomycota; Saccharomycetes; Saccharomycetales; Saccharomycetaceae. Bases 1 to 849 code for a protein of 282 amino acids. The record is from RefSeq and is a predicted model, not a curated record. The transcript has a single exon.
AUGACAGUAUUUAAACAAGAACCGGGAACUGGUGAGAUAGUGUUACCUUCGUCUUGUGUAGAUUCGGUAAAGGAAGUUCAGUUGAUCAAAACAAACUCUCAAAGAGUAAAUAACCGCCCAGAAAAACAAGGCGAGCAUGGAGUACAGAAGGUACAUAAGCCUGCGGUAAAUUUGCAUGAGGAUGAGCGCAAGAAGGAUAAACUUUCCAAAUUUUUAUUGAAGCAACCUAUUGUCAAACAAGAGUCAGUACUUAUAUCUUUUCAAGAUACGUCCCCAUCGUCAAGAUCAGCUGAGGCAGUCAGCAAGGCGAGCGGAAGUGUUGGACCAAAAAAGCAAGGUAAAGAAGAAGCGGGAGGAGGAGGAGAAGCCGAAGAAGCAGCUAAGGUUUCACAGGGAUCCGCGGGAUUACUAUCGGACAGUAUCUUGUUUACAGAUGCAUGUAGGCCAAGCAAACUGAAGAAUACUGGUAGUAAGGGAUGUCACGAGCCUAAAAAAGACCCUGGCUCAUUUCAGGCCAUAGAGCAGUUACUCUACGAGUAUGAUAAAAGCCAGGAAAACUCAGAAAAUUACGAAGAGGUUUUUGGGCAGGUCGAAGAACCAACAGAGUAUGCCCGGGUUGCGACGUUGGAUUUCCAAAAGUGGGCUGAAACAGGACAAGAGAUUCUCAAGGAACACCAGGAAUUGAUGGCCAAAAUGGUUGCUAAUAGAGCCAAGCUAAGUUACAAAUUCCAGGUGAUCACUCAGGUGAUAAACGAAAGAGCGGAGGUGCUAAUGAAGCAAGGAACACAAUUCCAAGAGAAGCUGGAGCGGAUCCAAACUCUCGGCAGGGAAAUCCUAGACAUCAUCUAA